AUGACCAACUCCGCCCCACAAACAUGGCUCUUUUAUCUACUUUCCUUUCCACCAACGUCUCAACUCUCUCUCCCGGCCCUAGAUUUCCUUAUAUAUAAACACCUCCCCAGAAACUCCAAUUCCUUCAGUACUUACCUCGAUCGAUCUCUUUUUGCCACUAACCAAGGCACAUAAUUUAAGAUAUCAUCAAAGUUAGCUCGAAGCUGGAUGUCGGACUGGGGUCCAGUGUUUGUGGCUGCGGUGCUGUUUGUGCUUUUAACUCCGGGUCUGCUUUUCCAAGUGCCUGGGCGCCAUGGCUGCGUCGCGUUUGGCAACUUUCAGACCAGUGGUGCAUCCAUACUAAUCCACUCCCUCCUCUACUUUGCUCUUACUUGCAUCUUUUUGCUGGCCAUGAAGGUUCACUUGUACAUUUAUUAAUACCCCCAACCAACAGAUAAUGGGGGUGUUAAUCGCUAGCUAGCUUGUUACAUGCAUAAGCUAAGUGCGCGCAUGGUCUACAUGAUAUCAUGUGUUAAUUCUUGUUAGCUAGUAAUAAUGAAGGGUUCUUGAUUUGAAUCCUCGAAUGUGUCUACGUACGUAUUUUGUAAUAUUAUAACAUGAUUAAUUUCUCUAGCUAUCUUCCUUGUAUUAUUGAUAUUCCGCGACGACUUGUGCUCAAGUUGAAUCUAAAAUCUGCAAAUCCAAAUUCCAUUGAA
Molecule: messenger RNA, 695 nt
Organism: Juglans microcarpa x Juglans regia
Lineage: Eukaryota; Viridiplantae; Streptophyta; Magnoliopsida; Fagales; Juglandaceae
Exons: 1
Coding region: 208-417 (69 amino acids)
Source: RefSeq, a predicted model, not a curated record